Juglans regia (Persian walnut) is the source of this 3715-nucleotide messenger RNA. Its product is annotated as probable serine/threonine-protein kinase At1g54610. Gene Ontology annotation, molecular function: ATP binding; cyclin-dependent protein serine/threonine kinase activity; RNA polymerase II CTD heptapeptide repeat kinase activity. Gene Ontology annotation, biological process: positive regulation of transcription elongation by RNA polymerase II; protein phosphorylation. Gene Ontology annotation, cellular component: nucleus; cyclin-dependent protein kinase holoenzyme complex. NCBI's taxonomy places the organism in Eukaryota, Viridiplantae, Streptophyta, Magnoliopsida, Fagales, Juglandaceae. The coding region runs from base 1 to 1866 and encodes 621 amino acids. The record is from RefSeq and is a predicted model, not a curated record. The transcript has 6 exons.
AUGGGCUGCGUUCAGGCCAAGCCUCCAGAGAGCUCAGAAUCUAGAGGCUUAGGCAAGUUGAAACAAGAAAAUGGCUACGUCGGAAGAGGUGGAUUUGCGGGUCAUCGACGAUCAACGGGUCAAAGGGACAUGCAUAGGGGCUCUGGAAAGGAGAACAAUAGGGCCGAGUCCAGGAAGCUACAUGUUUCUUAUGGUAAUAAAAAUGGGGAUGUAGGAGAUGUUGGAGGAGAAGGGAAGUUGAUUGGUAGAGAAAGAGACGGAGAUGGUGGUGGUAAUGGUGGAAGUAUGUCACAGAGAAUAUCGUGGUUGAAGCCAAUCGAAGAGAUUGAGUUGGUGGAUGGAUGGCCAAAAUGGCUAACUGAUAAUAUUCCAAGACAGGUUCUGACUGGUUUGGUUCCAAGGAGUGCCGACUCCUAUGUUAUGCUUACUAAGGUGGGACAGGGAACUUACAGCAACGUGUAUAAAGCUCGAGAUAGAGACACCAACAAGAUUGUUGCUCUAAAGAAAGUCCGUUUUGACACGUCUGAACCUGAGAGUGUUAAAUUCAUGGCGCGAGAGAUAAUGAUAUUGCAGCAGCUCAAUCACCCCAACAUAAUAAAACUAGAAGGAUUGGCUACUUCAAGACUGCAAUACAGUCUGUAUCUGGUUUUCGAUUUCAUGCAGACGGAUUUGGCAACAAUCAUCUCUCGUCCUGAAGGAAAGCUUACUGAAGCGCAGGUCAAAUGCUAUAUGCAUCAACUGCUCUCAGGGCUGCAGCACUGCCACGAUAAGGGAAUUUUGCAUCGAGACAUAAAGGGAGCAAAUUUAUUGAUAGAUAAAAAUGGGAUGCUAAAGAUUGCAGAUUUUGGGCUUGCAAAUUAUUACACUCGAAACCGUCGUCUCACAAACCGAGUUGUGACACUUUGGUACAGAGCCCCUGAGCUGUUAUUAGGAGCUACUGAUUAUGGUGUUGGUAUUGAUCUUUGGAGUGCUGGAUGCCUCUUGGCAGAAAUGUUUUCCGGGAGCCCAAUAAUGCCGGCUAGAACAGAGGUUGAGCAACUUCACCGGAUUUUCAAGCUAUGUGGCACACCUUCAGAUGAGUAUUGGAAAAAGUUGAAACUAUCUUCGAAAUUCAGAAUUCCACAAUUCAGACCUAGUCUUACAGAGACUUUCAGCGAGUUCCCUGCAUCUUCUUUGGGUCUGUUGAACACUCUUCUUGCUCUGGACCCAGCAUAUAGGGGCUGUGCAUCCUUAGCUCUCCAAAAUGAAUUCUUUCACACAAGUCCAUUGGCAUGCGACCUUUCAGAUCUGCCUGUAAUCCACAGCAAAGAUGAUGAACUGAAGGAGGCCAAUGAAGAGAGAAAGUACAGGAAUUCUCGAAUGAAACAUCGGUCCAGGACAGUUCGUGAGCGCAGGAGAAAAGAUCUAGCCACUGAAAAGCCUAAGGAAGAUAAAGAAUAUCCUCCAAAGAAUCUGUUGUUCCAGGAGCAGGAGAAGACUGCAGAGCUAGAUGUACAAUUCCAAGAGCCGGAUAGCACUACCAGCAGUGCUUCCUCUGGUGUAAAGCCAGCAAGCCGUACAGAGAGCCCAACUUUAACUGCAAGUAGUACCUCGUCUGUUGUAAAGCUCUCCAGCCAAACAGCGAGCCCACAUUUCUCGCUCUCCCCAGAUGUUUCUUUCAAUCCAAGAAUGUUACUGAAUACACAUCAUGAGGUUCAUCCCAAUUCUAGCAAGAACACCAGGAACCUGCCUGCACUGCCCACCUCUGCAGUGAAAGACAAUGACAUGUUCAGGUUUAAGCCUGUCCAUAGGUCUGCAUCCACAAGAGAUUUCAGAAAAACAGGUCUAAGAAAUCAUUUUGAUCAUGUCUAUGCAAUUGAUGAUUAGGACACUUGAGUGACUAUAAAUAGUUCAGACAAGUAUUUUUUUCUCAAGUUAUUACAGACUAUCUGUGAGUUUCAUAACCAUUUUUGUUUUCUCCUUUUUGGGCCAAAAAGAAUAAACAUAUGUUGUUAGUCAGAAGAUAUUCUGCUACAAGUGGUCACCUGUUUUUGGUGAUAUUGUAGAUUCAGACAUGACAAUGUUCUGCUUUUUUGUUUAAUAUGACAUGCACAAGAUCAAUGACCUUCCCUUACCACCCGGCUAAAAAAUAUCAAUUACCAUCCUGCUUAAACUAGUGCCUUGCUUAGAAAGUAAAAAAAAAAAAAAAAUCAACUCCUCGUCGUUUUAUGCCAAUCAACAACGUCGGUGCAAUUUAAUUGAGAUUUAACUCAUGAUAGGCUUGAGUCCAACAGACAGCAAAAUCAAAAUAUAUAGGAGUGAUGAGGCCGAAUUAUUAUUGUACUUUGUUAUUACUGAUUUCCCCCUAGAGAUCAACAUCAUCAUCAAGACAUUUAUGAUCAUGUCUUGAGUUUCCGUACGAAUAAACAUAAUCCAGGUCUGUCAAAGCUUAGGCUAAAGUACUUGUGUGUUGCCAAAUCUGAAGUACCCAAAGUAUACCCAAAUCCAGGAGAUGAGUUUUGGUUUGCCCCCCUGGCCUUUGCCCAGCCUUGAACAAAUUUUCAGGGAUGAAACUCCUUAUCCCAUCACCGUUUAAUUUCUGUCUUCAUGAUUAGAUUGCAUGCUUCUAGAUCGAGCUUCCUUAUUAUAAGUUAAUAGCUCCAACUUCUGUCAGCUCCAUAUUAUAUAUAUGUGGAUAAGAUCAUUGUGGCUUGUUGACAUGAUUUAGGCCGCGUGUGAUCACGACCCAAUUAAAUUAACUGACCUCCAUAUUAAUUCAAUUUUUGUGUCCAUCACUUUCGCAUAUAUGCAUAGAACAGUGAACAGAAAAUGGUUAAAACUAGUUUGAAAAGAAAAAACUCUGAAGGAUCGUUAAUAAAAUCGUUCUAAUUUUUGGUUUUUUUUUUCCUUUUUUAUUCCUAAUCAUAUAUAAGAGAAAAAAGAAAACACAACUAAAUAUAUGUCACCAAAAACCAUAUUACACCCCAAUACCGUACUCUCGUACUGUGAUGCAUGGAUGGCAUUCUUUUUUCGACACAAGGGACGUUUCACACUUGUAAUAUGAUCAAACAUCAUGACACUUUUGACAUGAUGUUUUUCAAUGAGGGAAUAAUUCCUCUCAAGAUCUCUUCCUUUUUUCUCCACUCUUUUGAAGAAAAUUUCCCUCGAUCACCAAAUAUCAAACAAGACCACGAAACAAAAUAUACAGAGAAUGAGAAGUGAGACCUCAGAGAGAGAGAGAAAGAGAGAGAGAGAGGUUACAGAUCAGAGUACUCUAAAUUACAUGACUGAUCAUCACACACCAUAACGUAUAUCGCUUAGCUUGCCUUUGAUCCACUUGAGGCUGUUCCUUACAUUAGACUUAAGCCUACCUUCCAAGGUGAAGACGUUAUAAGAAGCAAUCCUCCUUUUCCUCUUCAGCUCUGGAUCACUUGAGGUAGCGAAGCCGUUUCCCUUUUCACACGGCCCAUUAAAGUUGUAGGAGUUUGCUUGUUCCCGAUCCUGGAACCCAAAUUCCCCGGAAUAUGACGAGGAGUAUUCUGGGAAUGACCUGCUCUUUUCCAUGGCCAUAAACUAACUCAAUUUGCUAGGAAAAUGUAUUCUCUGUGUUAUAUAUAUAUAUAGGGUCGUCGAGUCGUCGGUCGAGACUCGAGAAGGAUCAGAAAUGCUAGCUAGAGAAAGGGUUGUGAUCAGCAUCAUUAAUGAUUCGGUGUGGUGGCGGUCCAUGUGUGAUGUU